GAUAAAUCAAGACAUCGGCCACCUUCCAUCAACCAUUUGCUAGACUCAGGUUAACAGCAAAGCUAAGCAUACUGCGACACCAAAAUGAGAGGUCGACAGUAUAUCAGUGUUCCGAAGCGCGCAAGUACCAUUUGACCCCGACAGGUUUGACUCACCUGGUUCGUGUUUUGCCGUCACCAUGAACAGGCAGGACUUCCUCGGCCUUUCCACUCAGGAGCCUCAUCGCGUUGUCUCGUUUCCUGCGUCGCAGUCCCUGCACGUGUCUAGCGCGUCAGUCAAUGGCGCUAUAUCGACGGGGAUUCCUCAAUUAGAUGAAGCGAUCCGUCCGCCUUCCCCGGAAGAUGUACUGGGACGUACCCGUUGUGCAGGCACCAAUGGAAUACCCUGUGGACAUGUCACUGAGGUAUUCGGGCCACCUGGUGCCGGGAAGACGUCACUGGCUCUGAGCAUUGCCACGUCAGCUCUCCGGAACGAAGACAAAGUGAUAUGGAUCGAUACGGGAUCUCCGCUCCCCAAAGUGCGCCUAGCAAGCAUGCUAAAGCAAUCCCUGGAUGCCACAUCUUCUGACACACCAGAAGACCCCAUCAAGAAUUUGAUCUACUUCCAUGCAAAGUCGCUACCACAUCUACUAGCUCUUCUUGUCCGUCCGCCCAAUGGCUUCCCCCCACGAGAUGCCAAACUUCUCGUCAUCGACUCCAUAUCAGCCCUGUUCCCAUCAUAUUUCCCCAAUCCAUCUGAGUUCAAAUCUCGUCUUCCCCAGUCAGGAGUGACCGACAAAACACAAAUCCAAUGGCUCAUGAACCGCAAAUGGAACGUCACAAGCGACCUGGGCAAUCAACUCGUAAAACUAGCAGCUAUACAUUCCUUAGCAGUACUUCUAGUCAACCAGACACACACCCGGAUCAAGGGCCAGCCGCGCGCAACAUUAUGCCCGGUUCUCGCGGGUGGAACGUGGGAGAAUAGUGUCUAUACGAGGAUCGUUAUCUUUCGGGACUUUCUUCCCGAGGAUGACGGGGAUUCCAAAGGGGUUCGAUUCGCGGAGGUUAUGAAAAGAGCAGGAAAGGCUCUAACUUUGAGAUUGGAUGAGAAUAUUGUCCCGUUCAAGAUUGAAACGGAUGGUUUACGUGGGAUACAUAAGUCCUCAUCUCCUAUAAUCUUGCCUCAAGAGUCAGCUGAAACGACUCUAUCGGCUAGUCAGCGGAAGCGCAAAGUCGAUGAAAUCGCAGAUAGCCAAGACGAAGAUUCCGAUGGAGAAUUCGGAUGGGUGGAGAGUGAUGAUGCUGGAUUGAGUGACGGGGAGUAACACAUUACAUAUUUUGCUUGGAUUGAUAAUAAAGCUCUGUGUAUAUAGGUCCGCGUCUUGGGCGGUUGAGAUCCUGUCCCUAUAA
Molecule: messenger RNA, 1388 nt
Organism: Aspergillus alliaceus
Lineage: Eukaryota; Fungi; Ascomycota; Eurotiomycetes; Eurotiales; Aspergillaceae
Exons: 5
Coding region: 179-1303 (374 amino acids)
Biological process (GO): meiotic DNA recombinase assembly; reciprocal meiotic recombination; DNA repair
Cellular component (GO): replication fork; Rad51C-XRCC3 complex; Rad51B-Rad51C-Rad51D-XRCC2 complex
Molecular function (GO): ATP hydrolysis activity; ATP binding; ATP-dependent DNA damage sensor activity
Source: RefSeq, a predicted model, not a curated record